This is a messenger RNA of Candoia aspera, 1586 nucleotides long. Its product is annotated as urotensin-2 receptor-like. Gene Ontology annotation, molecular function: urotensin II receptor activity. Gene Ontology annotation, biological process: neuropeptide signaling pathway; regulation of blood pressure; blood vessel diameter maintenance. NCBI's taxonomy places the organism in Eukaryota, Metazoa, Chordata, Lepidosauria, Squamata, Candoiidae. The transcript has 2 exons. The coding region runs from base 375 to 1502 and encodes 375 amino acids. The record is from RefSeq and is a predicted model, not a curated record. Gene Ontology annotation, cellular component: plasma membrane.
UUGGGAAGGCACAGAUUUCAAACAUACUUGGCUCUCCCUGUCUCUUUUUCGCACACCCAUUCCAAAUGCCUUAAGCAUUUGGGUCUCAUGCUGCUGCUUUCUGUCUGCGAAGACCCCUUAGUCAUAUUCCAGCCAAGUCUGCUGUUUUUUUUCCCCCCUUUAUUUUAUUUUAUUGCCCAAGAAGAAACCUCAGCAGCUGGAUUUCACUGAAGUCAGAAUAAAUACAAGGCUGAAGAUCACAGGUGCUUCUGACAUUUCAGCAGAAAUUAAUCUCGGCUCAGCAGUGCUUCCUUCCGUUCCUCCUUCUCUUUGAAGAGUCAGAUACUGCCUGCUGCUGAUUGCUCAAGGCAUGUAGAGUUGGACCCUUUAAGAGAAUGGAAGGCCCCGUCUCCUCCACUGUCAGGGUGGCCACAAACACAGAGGGUGGCAGCCCACUCAGAAGCAACCCCAAUAUUUCUUCCAACAACACAUGGGGUGAGGCCUUCACUGCCACCUCUGUGGAGGACAUCGUGGCCACCUGCACCAUUGGGACCAUCCUCUCUCUUAUGUGCAUAAUCGGGGUGACAGGCAAUGUCUACACCUUGGUCGUGAUGUGCCACUAUAUGAAAUACUCUGCCUCCAUGUACAUCUACAUCAUCAACUUGGCCCUAGCAGACCUGCUCUACCUUCUCACCAUUCCUUUCAUUGUGGGGACUUAUUUCAUCCAGGAAUGGUACUUUGGAGAUUCAGGUUGCCGGAUCCUUUUCAGCUUGGAUUUCCUCACCAUGCACGCCAGCAUUUUCACCUUGAUGGCGAUGAGCACAGAGAGGUACUUUGCAGUGCUGAAGCCUUUGGACACCGUGAAGAGGUCAAAGAGUUAUCGGAAGGCCAUUGCCCUCGUUAUCUGGGUUGCAUCUCUGCUUCUCACCCUGCCAAUGCUGAUCAUGAUCCAGCUGGUGCAAGGGGAAAAGAAUAUCUGCCUCCCCACCUGGAGCAAACUGUCCUACAAGAUCUACAUCACCAUCCUCUUCUGCACCAGCAUUGUUGGCCCUGGGGUCAUCAUUGGGUACCUCUACAUUAGGCUGGCCAGAACCUACUGGGUGUCCCAGACAACCUCCUUGAAAGAGACCAAACGGCUCCCCAACCAAAAAGUGCUCUACUUAAUCUUCACGAUUGUGCUGGUCUUCUGGGCCUGUUUCUUGCCUUUCUGGAUCUGGCAGCUGCUCUUCCAGUACUACGAGCCUCUUCCCGUGUCUCCAAAGGCCACAAGGAACAUCAACUACCUGACCACCUGCCUGACCUACAGCAACAGUUGCAUCAACCCUUUCCUCUACACCCUGCUGACCAAGAACUACAAAGAGUAUUUGCGGAACAGGCAGCAUUCCUUUCACAGCAGCCGCAGCUACUUCCAAAGAAGGAACAGAUUUCAAAGGAUUUCUGGGAGAUCUUUGUCAACAACCAGCCAGCAUUAUACGGAGACUUUUAUGCUUCCACCCAUUCCAGGGGGAAGUAAUAGCCCAUGAUGAAAGAAGCACAUUUCCAAAAUCAAAUAUCAUCAAAGUCAGAAGAAGUAAGAAAGCAUAACAUUUGAAAGGGAGGGACUGUAA